UCUCAGAUGACCCAAGAACAGUGCACUCAUAGGAACAAUGUCCAGAGUUCAGAGAAACCACAAGUGUACAAAGUGGGAAUAUACGGCUGGAGGAAACGCUGCCUUUACUUCUUCGUCCUGCUGCUGAUGAUCCUGAUCCUGAUCAACUUGGCACUAACUAUCUGGAUCCUCAAAGUCAUGAACUUCACCAUAGAUGGGAUGGGAAACCUCAGAAUAACAGAGAAGGGCCUGAAACUGGAGGGGGACUCUGAGUUCCUCCAACCCCUCUACGCCAAAGAAAUCCAGUCCAAACCAGGCCGCCCACUGUUCCUGCAGUCAUCCAGAAACGUGUCCGUCAAUAUCGUCAACAACAACAACCAGCUGCUCACACAGCUCGUCACAGGAUCCAGUGGAUUUAAAGCACGAGGCAAGAUGUUUGAAGUGAAAUCCACCUCUGGGAAGCUUCUGUUCUCCGCCGAUGAGCAGGAGGUGGUGGUGGGCGCAGAGCGGCUCCGAGUGAUGGGGGCCGAAGGAGCCGUGUUCAGCAAAUCAGUGGAGACGCCGCAUGUCAGGGCUGAGCCGUUCAAAGAGCUGCGGCUGGAGUCUCCUACCCGCUCUCUGCUGAUGGAGGCCCCUAAAGGAAUCCAGAUCCUGGCUGAGGCUGGAGACAUCCAGGCCAUUUGCAGGAAUGAGUUACGACUGGAGUCCAAAGACGGAGAGAUCUCUCUGGAUGCUCGCAGGAUUCGCCUGAUGCAGUUGCCAGAAGGGAAGGCCUCUACCAGCUCCUCGUCCUCUGGGACCAGGCAGACUGUCUACGAGGUUUGCGUUUGCCCCAACGGGAGGCUCUUCCUGUCCCAGGCUGGCACCGGGUCCACCUGCCAGAUUAGCAACAAUGUCUGCCUCUAGGACUCAUGCAUACAAAUAUAAAUAAUUGCAUCCUGAAAGAGACACGGGCUAAACAGACAGAUGUACACGUAUUGCCUGCCUUUAGGAGUGAUUACAGCUAAUUACAUACAGAAAUACAAAGACUGCCAGAGCUGAUGGACAAACAAUCAUAGAUACUGUACUUACACAGACACACUGAUGUAAACACUUUACAAUUACAGACUGAUGUUUAGACCCAACGGAUAAGUUCCUGACAUGUGCCAGUUCUUCAGUGCAAACUAUUUUUUUCCCCUUAAUUUUCCAAGUUAAAGUUCAUCAUCACAAGAACCUAAAAGUCUCCACUGAGUCGAAGCUCUUUAUACAUACAGGACGCACUCCGACAUGAGGCUUUAAGAUAGAAUUACAUGAACAAAAUGAAACUGAAAAAUCUCAAAUUGCAACUUUUUAAUACAGCUGAGGUCUCCGUCAUAUUGGGAGUUAAUGAUACUGACACUAAUAAAAGGCCAGUAUUUAUAAAAUAUCAGUGUGAUCAGUCAUACACAGACAUCUGUAAUCAAGCCACGCAUCACAUCACACAUAUUUUAACGUGAACAUGGUAUACACACACACACACACUUGCUCACAGAAGCCUCCUGGUAGAAACUAAGAGGAAAAUCUCCAGAGAGCUACUGAAAGAGACACUGAUGUGUUCCCUUUCUCUGUCAAGAGCAUUUCAGUACCAGAAUCACUAGGGUGAUCACCCUCCGUUCUUCUCCUCCCUCUCCAUCUUCUCUUUCCUUCCCUGAAGUAGCUUAGCUUGCUUCAGCUAAGGUAUUAAACUUACUUUACCCCAGUGGUUCUCAACUGCAGGCUGGGCGCUAAUUUAGAUAUGAUUUUUGAAGGGAAAAUAAACAAGAUGGACUGGCAAGACUUUCAUUUCACAAAAAUUCAACUUGGAUCCUGAUUUUAUUUUUGAUGUUAGAUAAAAUAUAUACAAAAAAUUGUGUGGGCUGAAUAUUUUUCAGCCUUUGAAAAUGGGGAAUGCAGAAAAAAUGUUUGAGAAUUACUGAUGGCGACUGUUCCUCGGUCUUUAUGUCCCUGUUUUGGGACAUAAAAUGAACGCAAAGACUUUUGAAACUUUUGAAGUUAAAUUUACGCAAACAGCAAUUACAGUGUGCCUAUGUGACAGUUCGUUUCUGAGUUUGUUUGAUUUUGCGAGAAUAUGUUGAUGCUAAAGUGCAACAGAAAGAUCAUUUGCAAGUAAAGGCUAUGGUUUUCAGACUGUGAUGCCAUGUUCACAUCAUAUUACAUUUACUCAACCCCGAUGCAUCAGCUGGGCUUCCUGCUUCUACCAGUUUCUUUACAACAAAUAUUUGAUCUCAAAGAAACAAAUAAGCUCUCCAUCUUCUGCCAACAGAGCUCUGCUUGUACCUUCAUUUCUAAAGACAAAGUUUUUUCUUUCUUUCUUCUUCUUUGUUUUCCUUUCAGGAUUUUUCCCACAGCUAUACUCAGCUAUACUACAGUUACUUGAGAAAUGGUUCCUUCACAUCCCACUGAUUUUGACAUGGAUAUAGGGAAGAGAGAAUUGUUG
This is a messenger RNA of Archocentrus centrarchus (flier cichlid), 2434 nucleotides long. RefSeq names its product sarcoglycan, delta (dystrophin-associated glycoprotein) (gene sgcd). The coding region runs from base 7 to 885 and encodes 292 amino acids. Gene Ontology annotation, cellular component: sarcolemma; sarcoglycan complex. NCBI's taxonomy places the organism in Eukaryota, Metazoa, Chordata, Actinopteri, Cichliformes, Cichlidae. The record is from RefSeq and is a predicted model, not a curated record. The transcript has 7 exons. Gene Ontology annotation, biological process: heart contraction; cardiac muscle tissue development.